AUGAUUUGUAUCGUCUGCAUUUUAUGUAGAAAUGUAGAUAUUUAUAUUAUAUAUGACCAUGAACCUCAACCAUUAAAUAUUUGUUGGAAAGACAGCGGUCGGAAUGGAACUGAAAAUGAUUUGUGUUGCUUUAAAGUUACCCCAACACCAAAUCAAAAAGAGCGAGAAUGUGGCGAAGAGAAUGAGAAACAGAAGAAAAAAAAAUUUAAGCGAGUCGUGAUAAACUAUCGGCUAGCCAUUGAUCCAUGUGCAGCUAGAACUGAAUGGGAAUCUAAUCAAUCGGAGAGCAAGAGCGAAACUUGUAGUAAAUCAACAAAUAUUGAUUCAAGAGAAUGCCAUUCACAAUUACAAUUUGUUAUCUUCACACAAGAAUGUGUUUGA
This is a messenger RNA of Clunio marinus, 381 nucleotides long. The record is from the annotation of a GenBank genome assembly. Lineage: Eukaryota; Metazoa; Arthropoda; Insecta; Diptera; Chironomidae.